GUCCAGUGUGCCUCUGCGUCCGGCUGUCACAGACAUGGCUUCCGUCACCCGCCUGCUGGAAUGGAUCUUCUUCUUCUAUUUCUUGUCCCACAUCCCUAUCACGCUUCUGGUGGAUCUGCAGGCCGUGUUGCCGGCCAGCCUGUACCCACAGGGGCUGUUGGAUGUAAUGAAAUGGUACACAGUCACGUUUAAAGACCACCUGAUGAUGAACCCACCGGCUUGGUUUAUGAGCUUCGUUUUUUGCGAAGCAGUCGUACAGCUUCCUUUCUUUCCUGUGGCUGCUUAUGCAUUUUAUAAAGGUGGCUGUAGGUGGAUAAGGAUUCCAGCCAUUGUCUAUUCUGCACACGUAGCCACCACUGUUGUUGCCAUUAUUGCACAUGUUCUCUUUGGGGACUUCGCCAGGUACAAUGGGGUGGACCCUCCAAACCAGAAGGAGCGCCUAACUCUGGUCUCCAUCUAUGCUCCGUACCUGGUGAUUCCGCUGCUUAUCCUGAUCACCAUGCUGUUCAGUCCAAGUUACCGGCAAGAGGAAAAGCGGAAGAGAAAGUAAACGUCCUAGAAGUUGGAGGAUCAGCCAUGAAGGCUAAUAGACGUACAUGCGCAACACGUUCCUUUCAUGAUCUACAGCCCCAGAAAAAAAAGAGGAAGAGCCAAACGUCGCAGCACAGCUAACACUAAUCACAGGAAAUUCCAGACAGGGGACCAAGGUUUUCAUUCAUUAUAAUUUUUUUUAAUAUAAAAUGGCAGUUGACUCCUGCUAGCCCCCAAACCUCACUGUGAACCCCCUUAAUACUUGGCCUACGAUUCUAGCCCAGGCCCUAAUUCCCAAGUACGUCAUCAUAUGUCAGCAGAACACUUUUAAUGCGGCAGCUGAAGCACUUUUUCAUAAAGCGAUGGUUGCCGCCAGUUUGUAAACGCAGUAAUAUCUUCUCAGCAGACCUGGUUUUAUAAAUUUGAGAGUAGCUUUAUUCCUUUUUAUUCCUAAUCAUUAAAUAUAUCUUGGAAC
Messenger RNA from Spea bombifrons (plains spadefoot toad), 1006 nucleotides. RefSeq names its product transmembrane protein 97 (gene TMEM97). The transcript has 3 exons. NCBI's taxonomy places the organism in Eukaryota, Metazoa, Chordata, Amphibia, Anura, Pelobatidae. The coding region runs from base 35 to 550 and encodes 171 amino acids. Gene Ontology annotation, cellular component: endoplasmic reticulum. The record is from RefSeq and is a predicted model, not a curated record.